Messenger RNA from Haliotis rubra (blacklip abalone), 761 nucleotides. RefSeq lists its product as uncharacterized. The record is from RefSeq and is a predicted model, not a curated record. Bases 83 to 439 code for a protein of 118 amino acids. The transcript is spliced from 4 exons. Lineage: Eukaryota; Metazoa; Mollusca; Gastropoda; Lepetellida; Haliotidae.
AGCUGUCAACGACGCAGACAAUGGUGCCGAGGUACCGGAAACAGCAACAAAUGCAACAAACCAUAAUGUACCCCUAAACAACAUGGGACAUUUAACAAAUGUGUACGCGCUGGUACACAGAACCAUGGAGGGUGAGCCAGAGCAUUCUGCUGAGGAGACCGACGAUGAGGCACCAACACAGCAGUCGGAUGGAGACGGUGUUGUCAACGUUGGUGAUCCAUACGCCGUGCCAUACAAGGCACCUCAACGCCGACCUGCUGUAGGUGGUGUUGUAAACGCCGAUGAUCUAUACGCCGUACCAGACAAGACACCUAAACAUCAUCCUGCUGUUGACGGUGUUGUAAACGUUGCUGAUCUGUAUGCUGUACCAAACAAGUCAAAGGAAACACGGAAGGAAACAUAUAGUGUAGAAAUCAACAGUGAGUAUAGUGAAAUCUAAAUGGACGAAGAGUCACUGUUUUGGAGCAGCCAGUGUGUCGGACACUUAAUGAAACCCUCGCUUACCCAAGGGACUGCAAACGGAGGGACUCAGGAAUCGUGGGCUUGGUGGAUCAUAACUGCGCUCCGUCCAGACACGGUCUGUCGACCUUCGGUUCGAAUCCAACAUUUGUUCUGUUUAGGAUGCGCGGUUUGGCAACACGUUAUCUGUUCUUAAAAUGUUUGUGAUCUGCAUCUAAAAUCUGAACGAAAACGUUAAGAACCAGCAGUAAAACCUGACUCCACUCACCGACUCACUCACUCUACAGUCGGGUUUGAACUGU